Myxocyprinus asiaticus (Chinese sucker) is the source of this 1608-nucleotide messenger RNA. Its product is annotated as mitochondrial fission factor homolog A-like. Gene Ontology annotation, cellular component: peroxisome; mitochondrial outer membrane. Gene Ontology annotation, biological process: positive regulation of mitochondrial fission. Lineage: Eukaryota; Metazoa; Chordata; Actinopteri; Cypriniformes; Catostomidae. The coding region runs from base 336 to 1205 and encodes 289 amino acids. The transcript is spliced from 7 exons. The record is from RefSeq and is a predicted model, not a curated record.
UUAACCGGAAGUGGGUGAAUCUGGUCAUGGCUAGUCGAUAAACGUUUUUAAUAUAACAUAGUCUUAUUAAUCAUGUUAAUCAAAGUAAAUGUGUAUACAAUAUUAUGUAUAUGAUCGCCAUCAACCAUAAAAUUGAUUCAGAUAAGUGAGCAAGUAAAUUAGCCAGGCAGUUGUCAGCUAGAGCGCAUCGUUAUAGAGCUGUACAGUAUUUGUCUCCAAAGGGACUUACAGUGGUUAAAUGAAAACACUACUCUGAGGCUGAAUUUGUAUCCGACACAUCUGUUACAACCGAGGUGCAGACAGCGAUAAAGCAAACGGGUAACUAUCCAAGGUGAAUGAGUGAGGCUGACUUCUUCCCCUCUGCCGAUAUGGUAGAGAUAAACCGCAUCCAUUAUGAGCUAGAAUAUACAGAGGGCAUUAGUCAACAGAUGAGGAUCCCGGAGAGGCUCAAAAUAGGCCCCGGUUCAUCACAGGAACCACCUGAUCCCUUUCUGGAGGCGUCCCAUAGUACCAUGAUGCAUGUGCCAGAGAGGAUUGUAGUAGCAGAUCAAGGAGAUAGCAAUGAUGCACUCUUUGGCAGACUGAGAGAUCUGGAUUUGAUUCAGUCUACGCCAAUAGAGACCGUUGAACUGAACACUCCACCGCGAGUUCUCACCCUGAACGAUCAACCUCUGGACUUCCUAGAGCCAGAGCCAGCAGCCAACUCCACUGCCCAGCCAAGUGAAGAGAUGCGAUCACACUUGAGGUCAAGGCAGGAGCACUGUAGGAGUGAGAACUCUACGAUGCGUUGCAAUGGGCAAUUAAACAAACAUGAUUUUGCAAGCCCAUCUCCAUCUCGUGCUCCAGUCCGUGCCUGUCCUCCUCUCAUUAGUCCAGAGGACUCUGAAAACCUUAACAGUGCCAGUGGUGUCCUCACCUACAUCAAGAACACAACUCGCAGAGCCUACCAACAGGUCUUGGAAGUGCUGGAUGACAGUCAUCAUAGUCGGACAGCUCUUUUAGCUUUUGAUCCUAGUUUGGAGAACACACCUGAUGACGCUGUCUUAACAGAUGCUGCAUCACUGCGACGACAGAUCAUCAAGCUGAACCGAAGACUGCAGCUACUGGAGCACGAGAAUAAAGAGCGAGCCAAGCGCGAAAUGAUCAUGUACUCCCUCACUGUUGCUUUCUGGGUGGUCAACUCUUGGAUCUGGCUACGCCGCUAGAAACCAGAAAUGUUUCAAAAGAACAAAAAAAUUUAAUUCAGUUACAACGUACAGUGUAUUAGGUAUUUUGCACUUACAGACUUUUCAUUAAGUGAGGGCUUUCAUUGACAAAAGGUUGAAUUAUACUCAGAAAAAUGCAGUAUAUGUAGUCACUUAAGUUAUUGUUUUUGCUUUUCCAGUUAUUAUACUAUUCUUGUAAAUGUUAAGAAACAGUAGUUUGAUGGUCCUGUGCACUGUUAUAUAAAAAUGUAAAUGUUCUUAAUAUUCCAUUAGACGUUCCAUAUUUGUGAAUACAUGAAAGUUUGCACUUAUUUUUCAGUUAAAAUACCUCAUGUCAUUAUUUAUGGAUAAACAUAUUUAAGGUUGUGGGAUCACCAAAGAAUUAAAAAAUAAAAUGCAAAAA